UCCAAGAGAUGGAAGUUGCCAAAGUUCUUCACAUGAAUGAAGGAAUUGGAGAGGCUAGCUAUGCCAAAAAUUCUCUGCUUCAGCAAAAGGUGAUCCUAAUGACAAAGUCAAUAAGAGAUAAAGCCAUAUGUGCACUCUACCGCAGCCUUUCCCCAGAAACUAUUUGUAUUGCGGACUUAGGUUGUUCCUCUGGACCUAACACUUUCCUUGCAAUUUCCGAACUCAUUAAAACUAUUUAUGAAGAAAGCAAAAUCAAUGGCCAAAAACAGUCGCUUGAAUUUCAAGUUUUCUUGAUUGAUCUUCCCAGAAAUGAUUUCAAUACCAUUUUCCGGUCGUUGCCGGCGUUCUACGAAGAUUUGAGGAAACAAAUGGGAGAUGGAUUUGAUCCUAAUUGCUUUGUUGCAGGAGUUGCUGGUUCAUUCUAUAAUAGACUUUUCCCUUCCAAGAGUAUACACUUUGUCCACUCCUCUUACAGUCUCCACUGGCUUUCUCAAGUACCCGAUGGAAUAGAGAAUAAUAAAGGAAAUAUUUACGUGACAAGUACAAGCCCACUAGAUGUGGUUAAAGCGUACUACGAGCAAUAUGAAAGAGAUUUUGUAAAUUUUCUCAAGUAUCGCUCAAUAGAAUUGGUGAAAGGUGGGCGCAUGAUAUUGACCAUGCUAGGUAGAAAAAAUGAAGAUCGCUAUAGCAAAGCUUGUCGCUACUACUUGGAGCCUUUGGUCAUGGCUCUCAAAGAGCUAAUUGUUGAGGGAUCAAUAGAAGAAGAGAAAGUAAAUUCAUUCAACAUUCCUGGAUACUGUCCAUCUCCUGCAGAAGUGAAGUAUAUAGUUGAAAAGGAGGGAUCUUUCACCAUUGAUGUCUUGGAAACUUCAGAAAUCCAUAUGGAUUCUUUUGAUGAAUACAAUGCGACACAGUGCAUGAGAGCUUCUACUGAGCCUUUACUUGUCAGCCAUUUUAGUGAUGAACUAAAUAUGGAUCAAGUGUACCACAAGUGCAGAGAGAUCUUUGUCAAUGGCAUAGCAAAAGAGAAGACUACGUUCACAAAUGUUAUUGUCUCCUUGACCAAAAUAAACUAGGGCAAUUAGUUAAUGCACACUACAAGAAAAAUGCUCAAUAGCGAAGGAAAAACUGGUCCCUAAAAGUAAGAAAUUGGUCGCAAAUGCUCAAUAGCGGCCAGCUAAUCUGGUCCUUAUAGCCUUCGUCGCUAAAGGUUAUUAAGGACGAGAUAGUGGGCUGGUCGCUAAAACAGUUUCGCGACCAGUUUCAAAUUGGCCGUUAAAUGUGUUUUCAGGACCAUGUUUCUGGUGCUUAUUUGCAUAUUUUAGGGACUAAAUAUCUGGUCCUUAAAAUAUUUUCGCGGCUAGUUUAAAUAUGGUCGUUAAAACGUUUCACGGCCGGUAAAUUUCUUGUCCUUAAAAUAUUUUCGCGGCUAGUUUAAAUAUGGUCGUUAAAUCGUUUCACGACCAGUUAGAAGCUUGCCGUUAUAUCUAUUCAGAGAAGUUUAAAGCUGAUCCCUAAAGAAACAAGUCACAAGUCCCUAAAUCACAUUUAGUUUGCAACUAGAAAAUCGGAAAUAUUAAUAUAUAGAUAAUGUUGCUUUCAUAAAAUAAUACAAAAAAUGAUCAACAUCAGUUAAUUAGUUGAAUCGUACAUCAAUGAUUUAAGCUAGUCACAAUAUUGUGUUCAUAAACAUUUAGCAAAAAACUACAUAUACUAAUAAUAUCCCUCGAUUGUAAUGUAAAAUUUUCUUGAAAUUCCAAGCAAAAUUGUGGUUGAUCUCUAUGUCGUCAAAAAUCGGCUUUCUCGUAAACUUCAAUAUCCAAAACCUGUUGAAGAAAUAAGAAUUCAGUUAGAAAAACCAUAUAUAACAGACGUAUAGAUACUCAAGUCUCAAGGGGGAAUCCCGGGAGAAGCUCAAUAGGAUAUGUGCUGAGGAAUGAAGAGGGACAAGCAAUGUAACAGUGGCUCACACCCUCAGAGAAGGAAACAAAUUAGGUGAUCAUUUAGCUAACUAUGCUCUGGACUUUGGAGAUAUUGAAGCAAAAAAUUUCUGGGAGUUGGAUACACAAGGAAGGAAAAUAGUGAAUGAUGAUAAGUCACAAUGCCUAUAUAU
This is a messenger RNA of Nicotiana attenuata, 2113 nucleotides long. RefSeq names its product salicylate carboxymethyltransferase-like. The transcript is spliced from 4 exons. The record is from RefSeq and is a predicted model, not a curated record. Gene Ontology annotation, biological process: methylation. The coding region runs from base 9 to 1076 and encodes 355 amino acids. Lineage: Eukaryota; Viridiplantae; Streptophyta; Magnoliopsida; Solanales; Solanaceae. Gene Ontology annotation, molecular function: S-adenosylmethionine-dependent methyltransferase activity.